UAUGACGCAGGCCUAAUAUUUACGUCAAAGGCCAGAAAGCGGGCAAGGGAGAAGAGGGUUGGCUUCGGUUGCCAUGGCGCCGCCUCUGCGCUCUUCGGGGCCUCCCCGCUUGGCUCGGAUUUCCCGCUGCGUCUCCUUCAGCGCUUCCCACCGGUUGCACAGUCAGUCGCUGAGUGACGAAGAAAACCGUGCGCUCUUUGGGAAAUGCAACAACCCCAACGGACACGGACACAACUACAAAGUGGAAGUAACUGUGCGCGGAGAGAUUGACCCUGUGACAGGGAUGGUGAUGAACCUCACCGAUCUCAAAGACUACAUGGAGGAAGCCAUCAUGGAGCCUCUUGACCACAAGAACCUAGACAAGGACGUCCCCUACUUCAUGGACACAGUCAGCACAACGGAGAACGUUGCGGUGUUCAUUUGGGACAACCUCCAGAAACGCUGUCCUCAAGGAACGCUCUACAAAGUCAAAGUCUACGAAACGGACAAGAACGCCGUGGUUUACAAAGGCGAAGAGGCCGCUUAGGCGAGGCACGAUUCGCAGGACGCCUUUGAUCCACAGAAGGGAGAAAUCAAACCGUGCGAUCUCGUAUCCAUUUUGGUUCAUCUCCGGAUGUGUCGGAAGGCAUCUUUUUCUUGAACGCCAGCUGAAAUUCCUCUGAAGUAUUAUUCUGCAGGAAGCAGAGAUUAGAAGUCUUAAAAUGACUUGUUCUCACAUUGCUUCUGAAUCUGAAGCAGGAAUUAAGGAAAAACCUAUUAUAUAUCAAAUUAGGUUAUGAUUUUACAAAUGAAGCACCAAAACAUCAUGUUAGACAACAAAUUUGACAGAAAAAGUAAUUCAAUACUUCACUUCACUUUAUUUCUUAAUUAGUCGCUCUCCACCAGAGUGCUCCGAGCGACUUACAAUUUAAAAUAUCAUUCCACAAUAUAAAAACAUUCAACAUAAAAACAUUCAACAGUGACUAUUUGGCAAAUUUGAUCUGAUUUACUUAAAUGCACAACCAAACAGCCAAGUCUUGAGCGCUUUUACAAAAGGUCGCAACUCCGACAUUGCUCUAACAUAUGGAGCCAAUGAGUUCCACAGAAUUGGAGCAGUAAUGCUAUGUAGUAAUUACUGUAUUAACAAACUGAGCACCAAAAUUUCAUGAUGUAUUGAAAACAUUGACUGCAAAAAUGCGUUGGAUAAUCCAGAACGUUGGAUAAGCGAGUGUUGGAUAAGUGAGACUCUACUGUAUAAGGAGGACGAAAUAAGAUGGGGAAAACGGCCUUUACCUCUGUUUGUGUUGUCUGCCCUUGUUAAUUGUGUAAUCGGUAUUGAAUGUUUGCCGUAUGUGCAUUCUGUGAGCUGUUCUGAGUCCCCUUCGGGGUGAGAAGGACGGGGUAUAAAUACUGUAACUAAAUAAAGAAUAAAUACAAUAAUAUAUAUAAAUAUAUAAUUUCGCAAAUAAAUAAAUAAAUAAUACAAUAAUAAAGUU
Molecule: messenger RNA, 1475 nt
Organism: Anolis carolinensis (green anole)
Lineage: Eukaryota; Metazoa; Chordata; Lepidosauria; Squamata; Anolidae
Gene: pts
Product: 6-pyruvoyltetrahydropterin synthase
Exons: 6
Coding region: 74-526 (150 amino acids)
Biological process (GO): tetrahydrobiopterin biosynthetic process
Cellular component (GO): mitochondrion
Molecular function (GO): 6-pyruvoyltetrahydropterin synthase activity
Source: RefSeq, a predicted model, not a curated record